Filobasidium floriforme is the source of this 3690-nucleotide messenger RNA. Its product is annotated as Pol II transcription elongation factor. Gene Ontology annotation, molecular function: RNA polymerase II complex binding. The record is from RefSeq and is a predicted model, not a curated record. Bases 71 to 3562 code for a protein of 1163 amino acids. Gene Ontology annotation, cellular component: Cdc73/Paf1 complex. Gene Ontology annotation, biological process: regulation of DNA-templated transcription. The transcript has 14 exons. Lineage: Eukaryota; Fungi; Basidiomycota; Tremellomycetes; Filobasidiales; Filobasidiaceae.
GCUGCCAUCUGUUACGUCUCGCAGUGUAUAUCAACAUAGCUACGACUUCAAGUGAGGUCCGGUUCUCGCCAUGGCGGAUCAAGGCCAACCCAUCGAUAUCGACGAGUCGCAAGACAUUGUAGAGGAGAGGCUCGUCGAUCUGUUUCCAGCCAGUGGAGAAGCUGUCGAUCUCGAUGUCAAUCAGCUCCUGUCGUCUACCGAGAACAUCGGCUUGAGGGUCUUGACCAGCUUGAAAGCUCAGCCAAAGAGUUGGAUGCUGAUUGCGGGCGAAUACGCUCGAGCUGGUAGGAUCGAUACAGCCGACGAGCUACUCGCUUUUGCCAUCAAUGAGAACUUUGCGGACAGGGUGUCAAACCCAUCCGGCAUCAUCGAUGCACUGGCCAUGCAAGGAUACCUGGCCCUUGUCCGAGCUCGCGAUGCACCGAAGACGGUCUUGGGAGAAGCCAAAUACGACCGACUGGACUUCCACAUCAAGGCAGCUGCGAGCUACUAUCAAGUUGCAGCGGAUUGUUUCAGACGAGCAGACGUAGCUCUCGAACAGCUGCCCAGGAUUCAGCCGUCAGAGUCUGGCAAGGCGAGGCUUGGCUUGUGGAUGGGAAAGGCUCUGUUGGCUCUCGCCAGGAGAGACUUCGCUCAAGCCGACCAUCUCGUAUCCCUUUGCCUGAAGAGCCAACCCAACAACCUUCUCGUCCUCAUGCUUUCAGGCCGACUCUACCUGCAGACGCGGCGAGCGGAGCAGGCAUUGAAGGCAUAUCAACAGGUCCUCCAGCUUUCACCCAAAUUCGGCGUACCAUCAAGGAGCGGGUCUCAGGGAGGUCUACACGGAGCCAUGAAGAUGGCAUUGGACGAAGGCGUUGGUAUGGAUCCGCGGGUGGGGCUGGGAUUGAGCUUCUGGCUGCUUGGCGAUACCAAGAAGGGUACUCUAGCUUGGAAGAGGGCCAUUGCGUUGAACCCCAAGAAUCGAGGAGCGAGAUUCCUUCUCGGUCUGAUCGACCACAAUGAAGCCAAAAACCCUGCUUCUCCCGCAGAAGAGCGCAGAAACAAGCAGAUCACCGCGACCAAGGUUUUCGGACAGUUGUUCUCUGAGAGCAAGGGCAAAGUUGUUCCUGCUGCAUUAGGCAUCGUCAGGAAUGCUGAGAUUCAGGGACAGAUCAGCAAAGCCAUCAAGCUGACUGAACGUGCCAUACAAUAUGCCGAUACUGCUGCUCACACCCGACGAGCCCUAUCUGAGCGGUGUCGACUUGCGCUCGUCGAGGGUGAGGAUGGCGAUGUCGAGACGUACUCUGGAAAGCUCCGGGCGGAUCCUAUUCCCGACGCGGUGGCAGAGAUCGUACGAGCUCAGGUCUUCAUCAAGUCUGGCACGGCUUUCUACCGAGAAGCCUUAAACGUCGUCGAUAUCGCUGUCAGCAAGCUCGACAAGAACGCCCCUCACGAGCUUCGCGUUUUGCAUGCCCUGCUUCUGGCUUUCCCCCAUCCGGGAAUGUCGGCUGCUGAGCUGAUGGCCAACAGCAAACGAGCUCGUGACAUUCUCAGCCGGAUUCAUGAUACGUACAAGCUCGCCAAAGGCCGUUUAGCGAAGGGGGAGACGCGUGUACAUGCGCUGAGGGACUUGAUCGACGACCCUCUGAUCUUCGUUCAAUUGGCUAAGAUGUGGCAGCACGAAAACGUCGAGAAGGCGAUCGAAGCGUAUCAAACGGCAAUCGAGAUCCACGGCAGAGUCAAGGGCAACAAGGGCGAGUCGGUGAUCGACCUAGAAGCUCAUACUCGAGACCUCUCGGGUCUGCAGAUGUCGAACAACCUGGGGGCGCUAUACCUUGGCCAGAAGAACGUCGACGAAGCCAUGCAAAUGUUCGAGCAGAUGUUGGAAGAUCUCGGAGAAGUUACGAAUGAAGAGGAAAAGACGUUGCAGACGGUGCUGCUAUACAACCUGGGUCGUGCCUAUGAAGAGGCAAAAGAGAACGUCAAGGCAGACGAGGUCUUCACUGGGCUAUUAGCGAGACAUCCAGAACACCUGCCAGCCAAACUGCGAAAAGCCACCUUGACCCACAUUGCCGGCAACUACAAAGAACAGGAGAAUCUCUUAAAGGAAGCCAACGCAUCUUACAACAAGGAUCCGUUACUCCGAGCGCAAAUCACACAUCAUCUCAUCUCGCAAGAGAAAUGGAAAGACGCUUCCGACUUUGCAUCUCAGACGAGGCGGGCGAAUCAGGACGAUGUGCAUGCCCUGUGCGCUUUGGGCGCGUAUCACUACCACUGCGCUCGAGAAUCAAAAGCUACCGAAACAGAGCGAGCUCGAGACUUUGUGCGAUCGGCCGAAGCGUAUAAUCGAGCUCUAGAGGUGGACCCGAAAUGCGCUGUUGCAGCCCAGGGGCUUGCCAUUGCGAUCGCCGAGGAGCAUCUUCCUUCUCGUAGGGGUGCUGCAAACGGGUCCACGGAUUCGCAAGGCUCUAUCAUGAAGACAAAGAGCCUAGACAUGGCUCUAGGGAUUUUCAACAGGAUCCGCGACUGUCUGCCAGAUCGCAGCGUCCUGAUUAACAUCGGACACUGCCAGUUCUUCAAGGGAGAAGAGGAGCAGGCCAUUGAAGCUUACUCUGCCGCUUCGGACUUGGUUAAGGGACAAGACACCUCAGUAUUGCUUUUCCUUGCGCGAGCAUAUUAUCAACUCGGUAGCCGAGAAUCGAGCUUCCCAGCGAUGAGCAAGGCUCUGAGCCAUUGCAUGAAGGCGGCUCAUCUCAAGCCCCACGACAUGGCUAUCCUGCAUAAUAUCGCCAUGAUCCAGCAAAAGACGGCUGAAGUUAUUCUCGCCCUUGAUCCAUCCAAGCGGUCACUUCAGGAAGUUGAGCAGGUUAUCGAGCAGGCCAAAAGCUCGACAAUCAUCUUCCGUAACUUGUCGGAAACCCGUGAGAGGCCCUUGCCUUACGACGUCGAUCUAGUCGACCAGCGAUCCAAAUACGGAGAAGGACUCUUGAGGCGAGCUGACGACCAGAGGCAGAAGCAGAUGACUUGGGAGAAUGAGCAGACGGAGCGACAUUUGGAAGCUGUUCGACGUCGACAGGAAGAAAGACGCAAGCUGGAGCAGAUCGAGCAAUCCCGCCGGGCAGAAGAGCAAGCUCGCCGUGACGAGGAGGCUAGGAUCCGGGAGCAGCAACGUCAAGAAGCCCAGGCCUGGAGGGAGCAGAUGCGAGCCGCCCAGGAAGACGAGGACAGGGUCCGGGCAGAAAGGGCCGAGCAGAAGGAAGGGAGAAAGUCAAAGAAAUCGAAGAAGGACAAGACCGAAGACGGCUUCAUUAGCGAGGGCCUCGGAGAGGAGGCCGAAUCAAAGCCAAAGAAGCGCGGUCGGAAGAAGGCUGCAGACCCUGACGAAGAGCCUGAUGCUGCAGGGAGUGGCGCCGAGUCGCGGUCUCAGUCUAGGUCUCGCUCGAGGUCAAAACAGCCUCCCAAGCCAAAGAAAAAGCGGCCUGCCGCUGUUGAUCCCGAUGGCGACGAUCCGAUGGUACCUGACAAGCCGGCCAAAAGAGGCAAAUUCAAAUCGAAGGAGUUUAUUGAAAGCGAUUCGGAGUGAUCGGACCUAUAAAUCGUCCGCUGUGGCAGCCUCUUCCCACUUUGUACACUUUGCACAUAGACGCAUGCACACAGCCACACCGAUGGGUUGAUUAUGCAUCAAGUUCGAUCUGACAUGCCUAUUGACCA